AUGGUGGAGCAAAUGGGAUUAUCAAAAACUCCACAUCCAAAACCUUAUCCUUUGGGGUGGAUACAGAAGGAUAUUGAACUUCAGGUAAUGACACAAUGUCGUUUCAAAUUUGCUAUCACUGAUAAGUUUAUUGAUGAAAUUGUCUGUGAUGUUGUGCCAUUGGAUGUAGCACAAGUAAUUUUUGGAAAUCCAUAUUUAUGGGAACGAGAUGGUGUUCUUAAUUAUAGAGAGCGUGCUUAUUUGUUUAAAAAGUAUGGUAAGGAAUUUCGAAUUCUGGAUAGCAAAACCCAUCUACCCAUGAAAAUGGUUACCACGAACCAAGUCAAGAGACUGAUUAAUGCUUGUGGUAUAUUCACUUUAUUUUUAAUCAGACCAGUGAACACGGGAGAAAGGAACGUAACAUUACAUGUUACACUCUCCACCAAACAAGAAAGUGAGAUAAGUUCAUUAAAGAAGCAGUUUGUUGAUUUAUUCCAAGAAGAGGUUGUCAUACCACCUAAAAGAAGUGUGGAACAUGAGAUUACACUUGUUGGAGAUGCCUCCUUACCAAACUUGGGGUUAUACAGAACCUCUAUAACUGAAUCUGAAGAAAUCAAGAGACAAAUACAAGAGUUACUUGAACAAAAGGGUGAUAGUGCCAAGUUACUCUCCAUGUGGCUCUCCAGUUUUGCUUGUACCAAAGAAAGACGAGGAUGGAGAAUGUGUGUAGAUUACUGA
This is a messenger RNA of Papaver somniferum (opium poppy), 717 nucleotides long. RefSeq lists its product as uncharacterized. The record is from RefSeq and is a predicted model, not a curated record. Bases 1 to 717 code for a protein of 238 amino acids. The transcript has a single exon. Lineage: Eukaryota; Viridiplantae; Streptophyta; Magnoliopsida; Ranunculales; Papaveraceae.